Molecule: messenger RNA, 1516 nt
Organism: Ruditapes philippinarum (Manila clam)
Lineage: Eukaryota; Metazoa; Mollusca; Bivalvia; Venerida; Veneridae
Product: palmitoyltransferase ZDHHC21-like
Exons: 1
Coding region: 85-1173 (362 amino acids)
Biological process (GO): peptidyl-L-cysteine S-palmitoylation; protein targeting to membrane
Cellular component (GO): Golgi apparatus; endoplasmic reticulum
Molecular function (GO): protein-cysteine S-palmitoyltransferase activity
Source: RefSeq, a predicted model, not a curated record
UUGAUAAUUCAUAUAUCUUAGUCAAAAUGUAUAUAAAGGGUGUUAAUAAACUGUUACAUUUGUUCAUUCAUUCAGAGUUCAAAGAUGCAGAGCAACGAUACUGUCAAAUUCAAGAACACAUUGAGUCGAACAAAGUGGGAAAUUUUAGAAAUGCUUACGCCUAGAGUACAAAACUUCAACCUGCGAAUAUUUGACUACUUGACUCAGGCUAUAUUCCUGACAGGCAUGACAGGCAUCGCGAGUGUAGGAAUAAUAUUUGCUAUUCCAUAUCUGUAUAGUAACUAUAAUGACAAUGUUAUUUUGUGCUUACGAUUAUUUGGAGUUUUCAUAGUUUUUCAAUUAACUGUGAAUUGGUUGUGUAUAAAAUACGUUGAUACAAGUUAUAAGCCGUCACGUGACGGUAUUAUUCCGGACGGGAUUUCAAUUGGACAGAAAAUAUGCCACACUGUUGACAAUAACCAUAAUGACAGCACCAUGCGAUCCCGAAAAGACGCUACAUCACUCAACAUGGAAAUUAAUGACUCACAAGACAGCUUUAUGUAUGUCGCUAGUAAAGUACCCAGAACCCACACGGAGCCACCCGAGAGGACCCAAUACCCAUAUUUCUCGUGGGCCUCGUGUUUACAGUGUAACAGACCCCGCCCACCAAGAUGUCACCAUUGUCCAACAUGUGACAAGUGUGUAAUGAAGCGAGACCACCACUGUUAUUUUACCGGGGUGUGUAUUGGGGGUAGGAAUCUCAGACAUUUUACCGUAUUCGUAUUUUGGGCUCUCAUGGGCGCUUUAUUUGCAAGCGUACACUGUCUGCCAUUUUAUUACUACGAUAUUCUUCCAUACACCAGUUACUUUGACUUGAUUUUCCCAAUAGUAAUAACUCGUGCAGUAUUCGGAUACAUUGAUUGGAUAUAUGCAUGUUGCAUAGUGCUCGGAUGGCUACUGUUACUGUUUUUACUUAUUGCCAACACAUAUCUGAAAAUAAUAGUUGCCGGUAUAAGCACGGGUAAAACUUCCUUUGAAAUGGAUUUCGACAUUUAUAUUACAGAUACAAGGGGCAAAAAAGAUAAAUUAAUGUCAGUGUUCGGACCCCAUUGGAAACUUAACUUUUUGUUUCCUCUUCAUUUCAUAUAUGAACCAGUAGAUGAUACUGUAAGGUGGCCAACAAUAAAAGCUUGAUCUUGAUCAUAAAACUUCAUGUUGGGUGAUCACUUGACACAUGUUUUCUGUAACAUUGGGUCACCGCAAAUGGCUACACUCGAAGGUAUUUGCUAAUUUCUGGUUAUAUCUUUCAAUAUUUGAAUAAUAAACAUACGAGUAUACCAUGUUCUAGACAAGUAUUUGCCGAUUCCAACUGCACAUUUUUUAGCUUUUAUACUUUUCUCGACAUGAUUGAAGAAAUUGUGACCACAAUGUUACCACAUAAUUUCGUAAAAAUAUUACGUAUACUUCAAAGAAACAUGACUGAAAUCAUAGCGGAAAAAGGUCUACAAUGGACAGUUUGGAAACGGCAAACACUUGC